UACCUGGCCAACUUGCAGCCUAGCCAGAGAUCAAAAACAAAACUUGCAGCCUAGCCUUGGUUGCCAUCUCUUCUCCCCCUCCCUCCCCAACUACUCCCUCUCCUCCCACAUACGCUUCUUCAAGAGAAAAGAGCAGAGCAAACCCAGCACGACACCCUCAUCUCCGACCAAGAUCACUGCCGAGCAGACCAUCCGUCCAGCGCCGCCGAUGGAUUCGUCUCACCACAAGGUGAUCGGGGUCGCUCCGGCGGUGGCGGAGGGAGGGAGGAUGUGCUGUGUCGAAUGCCGCACCACCACCACUCCCAUGUGGCGCAGCGGGCCGACGGGGCCGAGGACGCUUUGCAACGCCUGCGGGAUCCGGUACAGGAAGAAGAGGAGGCAAGAGCUAGGUCUCGACAACAAGCAGCAGAACCAGCAGGAGAACCAACAACAACAACAACAUCAACAGCAGAACCAACAACAACAGCAUCAACAACAACAAGAACAACAACAGCAACGAGAAGAUAACGCAGAGGCAACAAGUGCAGUAAAAGACAGCAGCAGCAGUAGCAACAGCAAAAGCAGCAACCUCCAAGUGGUGAAGAAAAAAAGGAGGGUCUCAAUGGGAGUGGAGGAGGCUGCAUUCUUGCUCAUGGCCUUGUCCUCCUCAUCUACACCCCCACUACUGCAUGGCUGACGGACCCCCCCACCAUUGGUGCGCCGUGUACAUACAUACAUGAUAUACAAGGCAGCCUAAACAGACCACCCAGUGAUUCCAAACCAGUCAUACAGAUUUCUUAGAUGGGUUAUCAAGAUGGAGCAGCAGGGAAAUGAUGUCUCUUUCGGGUUGAUCAUGUCGAUGUGAUGUGGGGGGGCUGGAUUUUGUAUUUGGAUCCACCUGUGCCGUAGGUCUUGGAUCGUGUCAGUGUGUCGCAUUCGAGACCGAAAGGGAAGAUGCUCUGGGGGGGAAAUGUUUGCUCCGGAGAGGGAAAAAACUGGUCAGUGGCUGUAUGUUGUUCGUCGUGGUAGGCUCAACUGUGAUUAGUCCAGAGUUUGUUUUAAUUUUACCCCUGAUUCAUCUUGUUCCCCUUUUUUCUGUUUAUUUCAAUGUAUGUGUUUUGUUUCCAUUGUUAGUUGAGAAGGAUCAAAAGCAAGCAUUGCCAUCCUUCAUGUGUAAUAAGGAUCAAAUCAAUAAAAAUGAUUCAUUCGUUUCAA
This is a messenger RNA of Hordeum vulgare subsp. vulgare (domesticated barley), 1194 nucleotides long. Its product is annotated as GATA zinc finger domain-containing protein 6-like. Gene Ontology annotation, molecular function: sequence-specific DNA binding; zinc ion binding. Lineage: Eukaryota; Viridiplantae; Streptophyta; Magnoliopsida; Poales; Poaceae. The record is from RefSeq and is a predicted model, not a curated record. Gene Ontology annotation, biological process: regulation of DNA-templated transcription. The transcript is spliced from 3 exons. The coding region runs from base 209 to 676 and encodes 155 amino acids.